AUGAAUAAAUGCGAACAAAUAGGAGCUCAAGAGCUUCUGUCGAUGUUAAAUGACGUAGAAUUGAUGUCAGUUAAAGAUACUGUUACAAAAUCAAUGAUGCCAGCCGAUUCCCGUUCAGAAGCUAUUGAUGCUUGCCUAAAAUGUUCACAGUCAGCGAUGCAAUUAUUACGGCGAAAAAAAGUUCGACGAGAUAUUCUCAUGCAAUACUUAGCUAGAAAAUCUAUACCUGUUGUUGCAGGUACCGAUAAGGUUCGGCUAAUCAAACAAAUAAUUGAUUUUUGGAAUACUGGAUCCCAAGCGGUAGCAACGAAUUCAUCGCAAGCCAUAUCAUUACCAAGUAUUGAACAAUUAUCACAUCAAUUUACCGAAUGGUUUUAUACAUCAUGGAAUACUCUAACAACAUUCACAUCUGAUCAUUUCUUUCCUGAUUGUCAACUCACCCUAAUACAUGAAAAUCACCGUCGAGUAUUGGGCUCAUAUUACGUUUGUGAUCUUCUUCGUUCGUAUGUAGCCAAUCAAGAUUUACGUUUUACUCCGAAUAUUCAAUCAAAUAAAGCGCAAGAAUCGAAACAUGGUCUUGUCCUUCUACAAAUGCAUGGUACAAUUCAUCAACGUGGUACAUGCGUUGGAAUAUUUGAUCAAUCGUUUGGCUUGAUACGUGAUCCAACUCAUAGUAAUAACUAUUUAAUAAAAUUUUGUUUUCUUAACAUGCAAACCCAACAAUCCCAACAACAACAACAACAGUUAAUUUCCACAAAUCUUCCUACACCGACUUAUCUCGUUGAUAUAAUGCAAAAUUAUGAUCAAACAGUACAACAACAAAUUGAUUCUACUGAUUAUAUUAUUGAUGAUGGAGAUGAUAGUGAUUGA
Molecule: messenger RNA, 870 nt
Organism: Rotaria socialis
Lineage: Eukaryota; Metazoa; Rotifera; Eurotatoria; Philodinida; Philodinidae
Source: the annotation of a GenBank genome assembly